Molecule: messenger RNA, 2833 nt
Organism: Linum tenue
Lineage: Eukaryota; Viridiplantae; Streptophyta; Magnoliopsida; Malpighiales; Linaceae
Source: the annotation of a GenBank genome assembly
AAACGAAACCCUAAAUCGGUGAAGUUUAGAAUGUAACGAUCGGUUAAUCGGAUCAAAAUGCCCAUAGCGUUCUAGUCCCCUUCCGCAUUCUGCUUCUGCGUUUCAACGACUGCGGUCACCUGGAGUUUGGAUUGCAAUAUCAGAGGCGAUUGCUUGGUUCCUGGAGUUCCAGAAAUCAUCAGUAGUUGCAUCCAGUAGAAAAGCUAUGGACAGCGACGACAGCAGCAGCAGCUACGAGAUAGGGCGCGCUGGAAAAAGGGCGCGCUGUGAAGAAGAAGAAGAAGAAGAAGAAGAAGAAGAAGGAGAUGACGAUGGAGAAUUGGCGACUGACAGGUUAAGCCAUCUUCCGAAACCCCUCAUUUAUCAAAUCCUUUCGCUUCUUGACACGAAAUCGGCAGUCCAGACCUGCGUACUGUCCCGAAUGUGGAGAUGCGCGUGGAAAUAUGUCCCUUUUCUCAGUUUUCGUAGGGAUUCGUUUGAGCAAUAUUCGAGCUUCCAGAUGUAUGUGGAGGAGGUUUUGUCCCUCCGAUUCCCCGAGAGUGUCUGCACGGUAUCCUACAUUGACAACGAGAGGUUGGCGGAACGGAGAGAAAGUCUGUUUGUGAAGGUCGUAAGAUAUGCAUUAUCCCAUGGUGCUCAGCAUUUAGAUAUGGACCUGAACAAUAAAAGUGGAGUCUUUAAAAGUUGCUGUUUCUCUAAUUUGUUUGGCACGGUCUCGAAUUGCGACCUUAGGACUCUUAAGCUUCAACGUGUGAAGAUCGAAAUAGGAUUUGAUGUUUCUGGCUUCCGGAUGCUGACAGAUUUGAAUUUGGAGCAGUGCCCGCUGGUCUCCGAGGUUGAAGGGGAAGUUGAUCCUUUUUCCGGCUUUCCCUGUCUUAAAAAUUUAGUCCUGACUGAGUGCAUCCACUCUGAUUUUGUUUUUCGCGAAGAUAAAAGGAGUUUCAAGAUAUCUGGGCCUCAAUUGCUCACCCUCGAACUGGAUUGUUUGAUGGCUAUGAGAAUGGAAAUAUGCGCACCAAAGCUCGAAUCCUUCAAAGUAGGGCAUGACUUGCAGUUCUUGAAUUUCGCAAACUUGAGCAUUCCUUCCCUCGUUCAUGCUCAUCUUCGGCUUUGUGAUGGGGAGCCUUCGAGGGAGGAUAACAAGAAACAAAUACUGCAACGUCUGAUCUCCAUGUUCCAAGGAUUUAACAAUGCAACAUCUCUCAAGCUGGAUUACCAAACCGUCCAGGUACUGAGCAAUAUUGAUUUUGAGUUUCUGGAGCGGCAACCAUCGCCCUUUACGAAAUUGAAGUCCUUGAUUGUGGAAGCCCUCUCUAUACCUCAUGCUCUGCUCGAUUACCUUCUUAAAGGGUCUUCUAGUAUGAAACCAAAUGUUGAGUAUGGAUACGGUCAGUGUAGAGCCAUGAAUAACAACAGCAGCGAUUUGGGCGAAGGUAUUAAGAGGAAUCGUGAGGAAGAAGAUGAUAUUACUUCUACUGACAGGUUAAGCCAUCUUCAGCGCUUCGUUAUUAACAGCAUCCUUUCAUUUCUCGACCCGAGAUCGGCCGUCCAAACCUCUGUGUUGUCUCGGGCGUGGAGAUGCGCCUGGAAAUAUGUCCCGGUCCUCAAUUUUCGCCGCGAUUCCUUUGACAAGUAUUCGAGUUUUCUGCACUAUGCGGACAGGGUUUUGUCUCUCCGAUUUCGCUUGGAUGUCGACACGGUAUCCUACAUUGACGACGAUAGGACCAUUCUACCGUUUUCGAAUGUCGUCAAAUAUGAUUUGUCCCACGAGGCUCAGCAUUUAGUCAUUGACCUGCUCAAUGGAGAGAGUAUGUUCUACUCGUUCAGGUUCUGCUAUUUGUUUGGUACAGACUUGAAUUGCAACCUCAAGACUCUAAAACUGCGACGCGUCUCGCUGGAUACUAAAUGCGAUUUUUCUGGCUUUAGGAUGCUCACUGAUCUGACUUUGGAGCAGUCCUUUCUGAUCUCUGUUGAAGACGAGGACGUCGAUCCUUUUUCUGGCUUUCCCUGUUUGAAGAAUUUGGUCUUGACUCAGUGCCUCCACUCUGAUUUUGGUAAUCUCUCGAGUAAGAGGAGUUUCAAGAUAUCUGGAUCCCAAUUGGUGAACCUGAAAUUGGAUCGUCUGUUGCCUACCAGGAUCGAAAUAUGUGCACCAGAACUCAAAUUCUUCACACUUGUGCAUGACUUGGAAUUCCUGAAUUUCUCCAACUUAAGCAUUCCUUCCCUCGUUCAUGCUGAUAUCCGGGUAUCUGACGAGGAGAAAUCGAUGGCUAUUAAGAAGGAACUCAAGAUGCAGCGUUUGAUCUCCUUUUUCCAAGGUCUGAAUAGCUUAACAUCUCUCAAGCUGGAUAACUACUCCAUCCAGGUACUGAGCAAUAUUGAUACUGAGUUUCUGGAGCAGCAAACCUCGCCAUUUACGAAAUUGGAGUCCUUGAUGGUGGGAGCGGUCACUGUACGUAGCGCGCUGCUCCAUUACUUUCUUAAAGGGUCUUCUAGUAUGACACCAAAAGUUGAGUAUGGAUAUGUAUAAUGUUUUGGUUAUCCAUUUUGACAUAGCUUCUGGUCAGUGUUGUGCAGUAUUUUGGCGUGUUUUCUUUCUUCUUUCAAUGUCGAUCAGGAAUAGCUCUGGAUUCUAUCUAGGUAAAUUGAUUAGACCUACUGGCUUAUCUUGACUGCAAUAUGUGUUGCACUAUACUUCCUUAAGAACCUAGUCAUGUUUUGGCUUAGCAGAUGUUCCCAAUGUUAGAUAUCUUGAGUUUCAAUCAUGUUACAGCUCAGUUGAGGUUCCUGAUUUCAGUCUUGGUAAGGGAAGUAUGAUGCGAUCUUUUGACCC